UGUUUUGAUGAUAUUUAUUUACACUCGAACAUCUUUCAAUUAUUUUGAAUGGAUUUACCCGAUUUAUUUAAUUUAGAUCAAAAAUUCAAUGAUGAAAAUGAAAGUAAAUGAACGUUGUCUAAUACAAAUCGCUCAAUCAGAUGAUCAAAAUCCUAUUGAUCAAUGUGGCUGGUUACAACAAUGGAUGGAUGAAAAGAAAUUAUUUCAACGAAAAUGGUUUGUAUUGAAAGAAAAUCUAUUAUUCUAUUAUAAUCAACGUAAUGAUCGUGAACCGUCCGGUCUAAUCAUAUUGGAUGGAUAUCGUGUUGAAAUUAUUGAAUGUUUAGAUGAUGAUCGAUUUCCAUUUAAAAUUGAUUUCGGUAUUAGCCGUGUUACCGGUAAACCAUUAAAAUCAUUUAUAUUGGCUGCCGAUAAUCAUACCGAUAUGGAACAAUGGAUAAAAGCAUUAAGUUGUGCAUCAUAUGAUUAUCUUAAAAUGGUCGUAUCCGAACUUGAACAUAGACUUGGUGAAAUUGAUCAAAAUGAAAAAACAAUAUCAACAACAUCAUCUGACAAUAGUAAUGAUGAUGAUCAUUGUAAAUCGAUUUCAAGUCCAAUUCUAUCAAAUGAUUCAAAACAACAACGUUUCAAUCCGUUUGAUGAACGGCUAGAUGAUAGUGGUCAAGAACAACAAUUAACAUUUGCCGAUCUUCAUGAACGAUAUGGACAACAAAUACGAAAAUGUUUUCAAUAAGAAUAAUAAUUCAUUUUUUUCUGUUAUUGAUUAUUGAUUAUAUUGAAUUUAAAAAAAAAUUGAAUAAAUUAUCGAAUUUUUGU
Molecule: messenger RNA, 816 nt
Organism: Dermatophagoides pteronyssinus (European house dust mite)
Lineage: Eukaryota; Metazoa; Arthropoda; Arachnida; Sarcoptiformes; Pyroglyphidae
Product: sesquipedalian-1-like
Biological process (GO): retrograde transport, endosome to Golgi; receptor recycling; endosome organization
Cellular component (GO): trans-Golgi network; recycling endosome; early endosome
Source: RefSeq, a predicted model, not a curated record